Messenger RNA from Hyposmocoma kahamanoa, 472 nucleotides. RefSeq lists its product as uncharacterized. Lineage: Eukaryota; Metazoa; Arthropoda; Insecta; Lepidoptera; Cosmopterigidae. The transcript has 5 exons. The record is from RefSeq and is a predicted model, not a curated record. The annotation marks the transcript as partial.
GGCAAGGGCGUGCGCAAAGGCGUCCGCGCAGACGCGGACGUUGUGCCGCCCAUACUCACUACCAACAAUGAGCUGUUGAUGGGAGCUCUUAUGUCCUGUAUGGACGGCAACAGCGGUGUGGUAGAAGGAGCAACUUCGGUAUCACUGUUGCUCGUAGAAUUGGUUUCGCCAGAUGUAAUGUAUAACGGGCUUCCAUGGCCUGACGAAGAUUUCACCAAGCAAGUGAGCAUCGAGCGCGAGCUGCGCCGCCGCGCGGCCCGCGCUGUGCCUGGCCUCGGCGCUGCUGCGCGCCACGGCCGCCACGCUGCUGCACCGCCUGCGCGCCUACCUGGAUCGACACACGCAGUCGGCAGAGAUGGUUCGAGAACUAGCUGCGUUAACAGAACUGCUCGCCACCAUGACACUGGGACAACUACUGCCCCAUCCGUUGAGCCACAUGCUGGAACUAGCACCACAACUCACAGCUGGCGAG